Molecule: messenger RNA, 1617 nt
Organism: Fundulus heteroclitus (mummichog)
Lineage: Eukaryota; Metazoa; Chordata; Actinopteri; Cyprinodontiformes; Fundulidae
Gene: oaz1b
Product: ornithine decarboxylase antizyme 1b
Biological process (GO): positive regulation of protein catabolic process
Cellular component (GO): nucleus; cytoplasm
Molecular function (GO): ornithine decarboxylase inhibitor activity
Source: RefSeq, a predicted model, not a curated record
UGCUGCUCGAUCAUUACCCUGCCUAGCAUAGCAGAGAGCAGUCAGCCAGUCGUGUCUCUACCCGAGGCCGGAUGGUAAAAUCCAACCUCCAGCGGAUCCUAAACAGUCAUUGCUUUGCUCGCGAGAAAGAAGGAAAACAGCAGCCCCCUACUACCAUGGCGAAUUUAAGUAGCGGUAUCUGUGACAUGAUUGAGAACUUGUCCCUGCACUGUAGUAGUACCCGCGGCCCGGGGCCUCUGUGGUGCUCCGAUGCCCCUCUCCCACCCCUGAAGAUCCCAGGUGGGCGAGGGAAUGGCACACGGGAUCACGCUCCUUCGGCUCGGCCGCUCUACUCAGACCGAAAAUUAACAGUAACAGAAGAGCCUGCGGGGAAUGGGCGCCCGAGGAUAAUCCACUUCCAAAGCCGUCCCACAGCCACAAAGACGAUACAGUGGGAUGCUGUCCUGAGCAGCAGUGCACUCUAUGUGGAGAUUCCUCUUGACCCUCUUCCAGAAGGCAGCAAGGAGAGUUUUGCGGCCCUCUUGGAGUAUGCUGAAGAACAUCUGAAAGUAGUUAGUGUGUUUUUCUGCUUCUACAAGAACAGAGACGAUCGUGCUAAACUAGUGCGUACCUUCAGUUUCCUGGGCUUUGAGAUUGUGAAACCGGGCCAUGCCCUCGUCCCCCCUCGACCCGACGUUUUCUUCAUGGCCUAUAAUUUUGACAGGGACUCCUCGGACGACGAGUAGUCCUCCAGACACGUUCUCCACCCACCGAUAGUCUCCGUGCCGCCGUUAGCUUGCAGUUCCAGCUUUUAUUGACAUGCGUAGCUGUUUUGUGUUGAAUCCUGAGCUGUAGCUUUCUGUAUAAAAAGUACUCCUCCAUGGUUUGUGAUCAAGGGAAUAUGUGAGCUGCGUAUCUUUGGUUUCAAGCACUUAUAUAUGUACGUUUAUAGUAAUCUGGUCAUUAAAAAGGAGAUUUUCUUCUCAAAAUCCUUUAGUUUUCAUAGUCGAUUGAUUCAGUUUGAACUAGUUCAAUUUUAUUCCAUGACUGAUUUAUGACGUAGGAUUUUUGUUGUUGUUGAAUGUACAACAAAAAGUUCAUCAGGUUUACACUCGGGUACUUCAGUUGUCUUGUGGGAUUGGCUAAAUUUGUGUUAUUUAAAUUUCCUUUAAUAUUUUCUCUAGACUGAAUCACUAAUCGGUGGGACCAGCUUUCUUUUGUCUCAGUGAUACCCUUUGUAAUAAUUCCUCAGCCCCCAAUAAUUGGUACUUUUUUUUUUUUUUUUAGAUGGAUGGUGAAACACUUUAUUCUAGAUGUGGAUUAAAACACGUGAAAGCCCAAUGCAUGUGUCUGAAACAAUCCAGUAUAAAAUCAAAGAUCUAAUGAGUGAUGGAUGGUACUUGGUGAAAACAAAAGUGAAUAUACUCCAAAUAGCUUUCCCCCUCCCCGCCAUGUGUGUCAGACAUUAUUGUACUAUUUUGUUUUGAAGGUUGGAAAUAAAAUGCUGUGGUGUUACUGGAUUAGGUUCUCCCCUGGCAUUAGCAUUCCUUUUAACUCUUCUGUUCAUGAUGGUAUUGAAUAUCUCUUGCAUAGUGGUACCUGUUGUGCUUCUGUGAUAAUAAAACAAUGAAAACCUUU